AUGUCGUCGGAUACUCCUGAGCUCUCGCCUCGGUCCGAUGACGACAGCAUGCUUUCGGAAGAUCCAGGGCUCUCACAUGUUCACGGAUCGUCGUCUCUAAGCUCGUUAAUGGGUGAAAACGAAAUGGAAAAAAGAUGGCUGGCACCGUCCGACAACGGCUCAGAAAGCGACGCAAGAGAAGCCGGCGCCCACGUUUACCUGAGCGCUUCUGAGCUGGAAACACAGCUGGUGACUUUGAAGGAUGUAAAGAGAAAAAAGAAAGCCGUGCUAGGGUCACCGUCCAGUCUGCCUGGGCUGCUGCCGAAGCAGAAAAAGAGGUUGAGACGGAAGCUGAGAAACUCAGAUGUGUUUCUGGAGCGGUCCCAUCGGUCUGAGUUUCCUGGAAGCGGGUAUACGCUGACCCCAGCAGCGGGCAAGAUUUUCAGGAAUUUGUUGAUUCUCGAGGAAAGCCUCCGUCAGCAGGUCAUGCAACAACGGGCGCUCAGACGGAAAUACUUGACGUUCUUGGCCGUUCUCUGCUCGCUUAUAGCCUCGAUAUCCCACCACUUGUACUUCAACGAACACAGCGCUUCCGUCAGGGUUCUGCUUCAACUCCUGCUUUUGGCAUUGUCCGUCACGUUGAUGCUCUACCACUUGUCGGGAGAAUACCAAAAGACGAUUGUUCUCCCGAGGAAGUUUCUUUCUUCCACAAACAAAGGCUUGCGCCAGCUUAAUUUGCGUUUGGUGAAAAUCAAAACGUCCAUGACUGACUCCACCGUGGACCUCAUACGAGAGGCGGGGCUUUUUUUGUGCACCAUGUGCCUACGAAGCUUACACACCGUUUACCCUUCGAUGAUCCAGAACCCCAGUUCCAGGCUUGAGGUGUUCUUGGUCUCAGCACAGCUGCAAUGCCAGCCACGGUUUGGCCUUACCGAUGUCAAAUUGACAUUGAUGCCUCGUUCGUUCAAUACGGAUAUCAGAGAGGGAUGGGAGCUCUACAGGAACGAGUUCUGGAUCAACGAGGGGGUUAGAAGAAGACUGGCCAUGAUGGAGUUUGUCGAAGGGCCCUCGGAAGAGAAAAAACGCCCUAAGAAGGAGAAGGAGCAGCGGCGGAGAUCCAAGAUCCCUCCAGCAGCCAAAGAUCUCCCCAACCCUCUCCAAAGCAGCCCUCCCAAUCUAGAUGGAGUAUUUCCUGCCCACGAACUCUCCAAAGAGAAUUUGGAGGCCUUGGGCAAAAUGGAAGGUAUCAAUUUGGAGCGCUCCUUCUAA
Molecule: messenger RNA, 1248 nt
Organism: Candidozyma duobushaemuli
Lineage: Eukaryota; Fungi; Ascomycota; Pichiomycetes; Serinales; Metschnikowiaceae
Gene: SPO7
Product: Nem1-Spo7 phosphatase regulatory subunit
Exons: 1
Coding region: 1-1248 (415 amino acids)
Biological process (GO): nuclear envelope organization
Cellular component (GO): Nem1-Spo7 phosphatase complex
Molecular function (GO): protein phosphatase regulator activity; phosphoprotein phosphatase activity
Source: RefSeq, a predicted model, not a curated record